AUGAAUUCUUUGGUAUCAACUUUACAUCCUUCACAAGUAACCACCAUCGACGUUUCUCAACUGCACCAUGACUCUCAUACGAAGCCUCUUGUGCUCAAAAGUAUUCACGAUGCUUGCCAAAAAAUGGGAUUUUUUCAGGUUAUCAAUCAUGGAAUAAGCACAGAAGUCACUGAAAAUGCUCUUGGCUCAUUGUCCAAAUUCUUCGAUUUGCCAAUGGAUCAAAAGACAAUAUUCUUGUCAAAUGAUGUAAAGAAGCCAGUAAGAUUAGAGAAGUUUCGGGUAGACAACGUGAGUAGGGUUUCGAGAGAGCUCAUCAAGCUUUAUGCUUACCCUAUUGAAGACUGGAUUGGCUCAUGGCCUCAUAAUCCCACAGAUUUCACAGAAAACUUGGGAAAGUACGCAAUUGAGGUAAGGAGAUUAAGCCUUGAAAUAAUGGAGGCCAUAGUGGAGAGCUUAGGCUUGCCUCCAACCUACUCGAGGAGCAGUCUUGAGAAAGGCAUGCACAUGAUAGUAGGUAAUAAAUACCCACAAUGCUCCCCAUCAAGCAACAUACUUGGACUAGCAUCACAUACAGACCACACCAUCAUCACCAUCCUUCUUGAAAGUAUGUCAGGCCUUGAGAUCAUGGAUUCCAAUGACAACAAUGCUUGGAAGUCUGUCCCGGCAGCAGGCGGUACCCUUAAGGUCCUAAUAGGGAACCAUCUUGAGGUCCUCAGCAAUGGAUUGUACAAGAGUGUGUUCCACAGGGUGACUUCAAACGCUCAAAAGAGUAGGGUCUCCAUAGGCAGCUGUCUUAGCUUUCCCAUGGCACAGAUGGUGGAGCCUGCCAUGGAGCUUGUCGAUGAAGAGCACCCAAAAAGAUACAAGGCAAGUAGCUUAGAAGAGUAUAUCAAGUUUCUCUCCUCCAAAGCAGAUAAGUCCUACAUUGAGAGCCUGAAGAUCUGA
Prunus armeniaca (apricot) is the source of this 945-nucleotide messenger RNA. The record is from the annotation of a GenBank genome assembly. Lineage: Eukaryota; Viridiplantae; Streptophyta; Magnoliopsida; Rosales; Rosaceae.